Messenger RNA from Brassica oleracea var. oleracea, 1137 nucleotides. RefSeq lists its product as uncharacterized. The record is from RefSeq and is a predicted model, not a curated record. Gene Ontology annotation, molecular function: zinc ion binding; nucleic acid binding. The coding region runs from base 1 to 1137 and encodes 378 amino acids. The transcript has a single exon. NCBI's taxonomy places the organism in Eukaryota, Viridiplantae, Streptophyta, Magnoliopsida, Brassicales, Brassicaceae.
AUGUUUCAGAAAUUGCAGAAUCUUCGACAGGGCAGUCGCACUGUUGAUGAAUACGCAACAGAAUUCUUUAAGAUGAUCAAUAGGGUGGAGGUUCGAGAUUCUGAAGAGCAACUUGUCAUGCGGUUUAUUGGAGGACUCCGUCAACAAAUACAGUUUACUCUGAACCUAUUCCGACCACAAUCCAUCUAUGAAGCCCAUCAACAGGCCAUAACUAUAGAAAAUCAGUCUCGUGCUGGUUCUCAGCCUUGGGGUACUUCACGACAAAACCGAACAACAGCAGCUUCGACAACCACACCUACCCCGGACACCACUUUUAACAAAACAGAAACAGCGAUUGUGCCUGAAACCACCACGCAACAACAACGCCAUGGCGGCCUACAUUGCUUCUCUUGUGGCGAACUUGGCCAUCGUCAGUCUGCCUGUCCUUCACGAACUCGUCGCGGUCUCCUCAUUGAAGAAGCAGACGAUGAUCCAGCUCCUAUCUACGAUGAGGAACCUACUGAAGAAGAAGAAGAAGUCUAUCCUGAUAAUGGACAGCUUCUUGUUCUACGUCGAUCAUGUCUUGCACCUCGCUCAGACAUGGAAUUUCCACAAUGCAAGAGGUUGUUCCAAUCUCGAUGUACAAUUAAUGGUAAGGUCUGCACAUUUGUUAUUUACUCAGGUAGUACUGAGAACGUCAUUGCUGCUGAUGCCGUUCAGAAGCUUGACCUGAAAGAUGAACCGCACCGGUCUCCUUAUAAACUUGCUUGGCUACAACAAGAUCAUGACCUUAUCAUCACUCGACGUGUUCUCGUAUCAUUCUCUGUUGGCUCGACUUACCAAGAUGAAGUUUACUGUGACAUAGCGCCUAUGGAUGCUUGUCACCUCCUUCUCGGACGACCAUGGGAAUAUGACAGACGCGUUAUUCAUGACGGCUUUCUCAACACAUACACCUUUACUUUUGCAAACCGCAAACUUGUGUUGAAACCUACACCUGAAACCAUUACCUUCCCAUCACCUAAGCCGGUCAUGUUCCUCCACAGAAAGCCAUUUAUCGACGCCAUGCAUGACGCAGACAUGGUUCUGGUUCUUGUUACCAAACCAGUAGCCACUCAGCAAUUGCCGCAAGUUCCGGAAGCCUUUAAAACAGUCCUCUGA